Messenger RNA from Cherax quadricarinatus, 3285 nucleotides. The record is from RefSeq and is a predicted model, not a curated record. NCBI's taxonomy places the organism in Eukaryota, Metazoa, Arthropoda, Malacostraca, Decapoda, Parastacidae.
CUUUCAAACGCAGUCUCUUCCACUCUGUAUUGCAUGAUCUAUAUAGGUUUAGCGCUUUCGAGCAGCCCACCUGCUGGAAAGUGCCAAGUAAGAGUCUUUAAAAGGAUUAACAUCUUCUCAGGAGAACCCAGAAUGAUAACGAUGACACCUCCAGCAUCAGGCCAGAGACUGAGGCUCAGAGGGGGUACCGCCCCCUGGGCUGGCUAUGUCCAGGUGUAUAGGGAAAGGGAGGGAUGGUUGCUGGUGGCAGACUCUCCACAUGGCUGGACGAAAGACGAAGCAUCGGUCGUCUGCAGGAGCCUUGGUUUCACCAGAGGAGCGGCAUCAGCUACCCAGGGGCUUUGCUUUGGUUUUCUGUCCGGGAUGAGAGAAGGAGUGCGUCAUGUGAAAUGCCAGGGCCAGGAGCAACACUUCAUGAACUGUAACCUUAUACUAGGAGAUUCGGAAGAUCUUGAUAAUACAGUGGUCGGAGUACGCUGCCUGAGGAACUGGGUGUCUGAGUGUGGUGCUGUAGGGGGAGUUCGCUGGGGUGACAAAUGCUACUUCGUCCACACAUCGGACCUCGCGUCGCACUCUGAGGCUCGUGUCAGGUGCUCUUCCAGGGGUGCCAGGCUCCUCUCUAUCACCUCCCAGGUAGAGAACGACUUCGUCUCCGACCUCCUGGAGGCGAUGGGUGGGGACACCUUGAGUUUUUACACUGAAGGCGUCAUGAACCACGUCAACCAUCUCUCCCAGCGGAGGGUCAACUCCCUCAGUUUGCCUUUCUCAGCGUGGUGGCCAGGCUGGAACGGGACCCAGAGCGGCCGACGUAGCACGGCAAGGAACACUGAAGGAACCUCCUGCAUAUCUUUGAAGAAGAAAUUUCCCCAUACCUCAGAGGGUGGAGAGAACCUUAACCCUCAGCAGCAUUUCUUCGGGGAGUCAUCGAACUGUGAGGAGAAGCUCCACUACGUUUGUGAAACCAACAAGAUCGACGUUACUGCAUCAACGGCCAGGGAUGACUUACUCAGGCACAGGCAACAUCACUGCUCAGGUGAACCCUGCUUGUCGUGGAGUGACCCGAGGGUUCAACCAAAGGUGAAGGCUUUACUUAUGGCUGCUGACCUCAGGGACAACUACUGUGCCAACCCAGACAAUGAUGACAUGCCAUGGUGCUUCACUGCCAGAGAAGAAGCCAAUGCGAGCAGCAGGAGCCUGAGGUGGAGGAUGCGGUCAGGAACAGCUCUGCUGUGCCCAGGAGCAGUUACCCUAGGGAAAGUGUGUCCGCCAGGCAAGUUCAGGUGUUCAUCUGGUGACUGCAUCGACAGACAGCGGCUGUGUGACGGCGUAUUUGACUGUGAUGACAAGAGUGACGAGGUGGGGUGCCCCGACUACAGCCACGAGUUCAGAAAGCAAGUGAGGCACAGGUUGCAAGGGAACGAGGUAGGGGAAUGGCUGUACACCAAGAAAACCUGUGCUGCCCGCUGCAUCCAGGCCAAGAACUUCGUCUGCAAGUCGUUUAACUACCAGGAGUCCACAGAGACGUGUAUCCUGAGCAACAGCAACGUGGGGCUCUCUGGAGGUUUGGUUCCUGCUGAGGACUGGGAGUACUACGAACUGAAGAACUUGACUGUGGACUGUACCAACAUGCUCGUCUGUAAUGAUAAUAAAUGCAUCGACAUGACCCUGGUAUGUGAUGGUCGUCGGGACUGUAAAGAAGGUGAAGACGAGAAGUGUGCCAGCCAACUGAACUUCGAUGUGCGGCUCGUCAACGGCUCUGGCCCCCACGAGGGCCGCGUCGAGGUCAGAGUGUUCGGUCGAUGGGGCCCCGUGUGUGACGACAUGUGGGGGGUGCCAGAUGGGGACGUAGUGUGCCAACAACUGGGCUUUACUUCCGGAGCUAAGGAAGUCUUCCAAAACUCACGUUUUGGCUGGGGCAGCGGGCAGUACCUGAUGGAUGAUCUCAACUGCAACGGUAAAGAGGCCUCACUGGCUGAAUGCGACUUCGCUGGCUGGAACAGACAUGACUGUACGGAGUCAGAGGCGGCAGGGGUGUUGUGUUACCAGCGUGGGGAUUUGUGUGCGCUGGAGCAGUGGAGGUGCGACAACGGUCGCUGUGUCGAGUACAGGUUCCUCUGCGACAACACCGAUGACUGCAACGACAACUCCGACGAGGACCAAGAGAUGUGCAAGGCCCCAGUGGAGGUGCGCCUAGCUGGAGGUGGCGCAGGUGAAGGCGUGCAUCAGGGGGUGAGAACUGUCCAGGGGCGUGUGGAGGUGAAUUACAUGGGCAUCUGGGGUAGUGUGUGCGAUGACUUCAUCGGUACUGAAGAAGCGCAUGUGCUGUGUCGCAUGCUGGGAUGGGAAAGGGCCUUAUAUGUCUAUAAGAAUAACACCUUCGGCCCUGGUAGUGGUCCGGUGUGGCUGAAAGUCCUGAAGUGCCGGGGGAACGAGACCAAUGUAGUACAGUGCCAACGCGCGCUCUGGGGCCACACCAAUUGCGACCACACCGAGGACCUCGGACUUCGAUGCUCAAACAAUCCAACGACCAUGUGUGGGAGAGCGGAGGUGCACGACAAUCCGCCCUUCAAGGCUGGGCAAUCCAGGGUGGUGAGUGGCCACACCGCCCUUCGUGGCGCCUACCCCUGGCAGGUGGCCAUCUACCUUCGGUUAUUUCACUGGUCAUUUCACUGUGGAGGAGCGAUACUGAACACAGAUUAUGUGCUGACAGCUGCCCACUGCAUGAAAUUCGCCUCCUACCGCAUCAAGAUAGGAGACUACUCCCUUCGGAGAGACGAAGAGGAGGAACAAGUGUUUAAUGUAUCGACCAUAUUUAUCCACCCGGAGUACGACCGGUCUGUCUACCUUGACAAUGACGUGGCUCUCAUCAAGAUUGUCAGGAAGAACGGUAGAGGCAUACAGUUCGGCAAGUUCGCCCAACCUGUGUGUCUGGUGCCGCCUGCCUGGAGGUAUAUUCCAGGUUUGUGCUGUGCCGUGGCUGGGUGGGGCAGGUUAGCAUACAAUGGAAUAAAGCCCGAGCUGCUUCAGGCUGCCUUCGUGUCCAUCCUGCCGGAUGAAAUGUGUACUACGGACCAAGCGUACGGGGCAUCAAGUAUCACCCAGGGGAUGUACUGCGCAGGAUACCCGGAAGGAGGUAUUGAUGCCUGUGAGGGUGACUCCGGAAGUCCAAUGGUUUGCAAGGUGGACGAUCCAAAUAUAUUUAAUGCCAAGCAGCUGCCACACCAUCCCAUCUCCCUGGAAGACCACGUCUGGCCGCCGUACUUGCCUAUCAACCCAUAUAACUGA